This is a messenger RNA of Colletotrichum lupini, 2022 nucleotides long. RefSeq names its product oxidoreductase FAD-binding domain-containing protein. The coding region runs from base 1 to 2022 and encodes 673 amino acids. The record is from RefSeq and is a predicted model, not a curated record. The transcript has 3 exons. Gene Ontology annotation, molecular function: oxidoreductase activity. Lineage: Eukaryota; Fungi; Ascomycota; Sordariomycetes; Glomerellales; Glomerellaceae.
AUGAACCACACCCUCCUCCUGACAACCCUCCUCUCAUCACAACUCCUCACAAGCUCAAAUCUGUUCUUCCACUCACGACUACAAGACACCAACGGCAUCAUGCCAGGCAGAACAAUACCCUUCCACCAAGGCGAACUCGCCCUCCACGAGCAGCUCAAAAUCCCCCGCCACAGAGCGAACCCCACAGCCGCGGGCCUCCCGCCCUCCUACGGCACCCGCAUCGCCGCCGCCCCGCUCCUGGCCCUCGGCACCCUCGACGCUGAACGCCGGCCGUGGACGACGCUAUGGGGCGGGGAGGCGGGCAACGUGGCGAGGCCGAUUGCGGAGGACGUGCUUGGUCUCAGGAGCGUGGUUGACGUUGCUGAUGAUCCGGUGUUUAAGGCUCUUUGGGGGGCCGAAGGGGAGGUAGACGGGGACCAGCAGCAGCAGCAGCAUUUGCAAGAGGUGAUUCAGCCUGGGAGGGGUCCGGAUGGAGGGAAACUCGUCUCCGGGCUGGCCAUCGACCUCACGACGCGGGAUCGCGUAAAGUUCGGAGGGAGGAUGGUAGCCGGGGCGGUUACGGUUCCCUCGGAUGGCAUUGCUGCCGCUGAGGACCGGAGCUCUUCCUCCUCCUCGGAAGUACAAAUCGCGGUGCACGUCGAAGAGAGUCUGGGAAACUGCCCCAAGUACCUCAACAAAAAGGACGUCAUCCCGCGGGCGUCGCUCGUCAAGGGCAGAGUGGAGCGGGAGUUGCCGCUGUCUGAGGAGGCUGUGAAGGUCGUGCGCGGGGCGGAUAUGCUUUUCCUCACGAGCGGACACGAGGAGGGAGGGGACGAUGGUGGCAGUGGCAGCAGUAUGGAUACGAACCAUAGGGGAGGGUCGAGGGGGUUUGUGAGGGUUGCGAGGAACGAUGAGGGUGGCGUGGAGAUUGUGUAUCCUGAAUUUUCCGGCAAUCGGUUAUAUCAGACGCUGGGGAACCUUAAACUGAACCCCUUGGUCGGGAUCGCGAUACCAGACUUUGAGACGUCAGACGUCCUUUACCUCACGGGAUCGGCAUCGAUACUCGUCGGACAAGACGCGGCAGCCUACCUACCACGCACGAAACUCGCCGUCAAAAUCACCGUGUCGGCCGCGGUCUUUGUACAGUCCGGCCUACCCUUCUCCGGCACCCCCCUCGAGCCGUCGCCGUAUAACCCACCCGUGAGACCGCUCUUCUCCGAGCAGCAGCAUGUUCCGAGUUCGUCUACGGAAAGCACCAGAACGGCCACGCUGCUGCGCCGCGAGAUCAUCACGCCGACGAUUGCGCGGUUCGUCUUUGGCCUGGAGCCCGCGGCGCAGUGGGAGGCGGGCCAGUACGUCACGUUUGACUUCGCGGAGGAGCUGGACGUCGGGUGGAGUCAUAUGCGCGACGACGAGCCGCAGAGCCUGAAUGAUGAUUACGUGAGGACUUUUACGGUUUCGAGUCCGCCUGGAGAUAAGGGAGGGAAGGAAUUUGAGAUUACGGCGAGGAAGAAUGGUCCGGUCACGAAUAUGUUGUGGAGGUGGAAUUUGAGGGUUCCGUUGGAGGUUCCUGUGCUUGGGUUUGGCGGAGAAGAGGCGUUCAGGAUGGAUAGGGGGAAGGGGGAGAAGGGUGAUGGCGGCGGUGAUGAUGUUGAAGAGGUGUUUGUUGCUGCUGGUGUUGGGAUUACGCCUUUGAUUGCGCAGGCUGGUGGUGUUUUGGAAGCUGGUGUGAGGAUAAGGGUGUUGUGGACUGUCAAGGGAGAGGACGUGAAGUUGGUGAGGGAUGUUGUUGGGAGGGUUCCUGGGUUGGCUGGUGUGUUGAGGGUGUUUGUGACGGGUGAGGUUGGAGAGGCGGAGGAGGCGAUGGUGCGGGAGUUUGAAGGGUUUGGGGCUGUUGUAGAGAGGAGGAGGAUCAGGGCUAGCGAUGUGAAGGAUGGUGGUAUCAAGAGGAGGUACUUUUUGUGUACCGGGCCGGAGAUGCUCAAGGUCUUGAAUGGGUGGUUGGAAGGCGAGGAUGUGGCAUUUGAAGACUUUGCUUUUUGA